CAGAAGGUGACAACAGAAUUCAUAAAAGUGAAGUUCUAAGAAGGUAACAAAAAAACAAGGAAAAUGCCGAAACCAAUCAAUGUAAGAGUAACCACAAUGGAUGCCGAGCUGGAAUUUGCCAUCCAGCCCAAUACAACUGGCAAACAACUUUUUGACCAGGUGGUGAAAACAGUUGGUUUGCGUGAGGUCUGGUUUUUUGGGCUGCAAUAUGUGGACAGCAAAGGUUAUUCUACGUGGCUUAAACUAAAUAAAAAGGUGACACAGCAAGAUGUUAAAAAAGAGAAUCCUUUACAGUUCAAAUUUAGAGCUAAAUUCUUUCCUGAAGAUGUUUCUGAGGAAUUAAUUCAAGAAAUAACUCAAAGACUUUUCUUCUUGCAAGUUAAAGAAGCUAUCUUAAAUGAUGAGAUAUAUUGCCCACCAGAAACUGCAGUCCUUUUGGCUUCCUAUGCUGUCCAAGCCAAGUAUGGAGAUUAUAACAAAGAGAUUCACAAACAAGGCUACCUGGCUAAUGAUAGACUCCUACCCCAGCGUGUUUUGGAACAACACAAACUGACAAAAGAACAGUGGGAAGAAAGAAUACAGAACUGGCAUGAAGAACAUAGAGGAAUGCUAAGGGAAGAUUCUAUGAUGGAAUACCUGAAGAUUGCACAGGAUCUAGAAAUGUAUGGAGUCAACUAUUUUGAAAUAAAAAAUAAAAAAGGAACUGAAUUGUGGCUAGGUGUUGAUGCUUUGGGCCUGAAUAUUUAUGAGCAUGAUGACAAGUUAACACCUAAAAUUGGUUUUCCCUGGAGUGAAAUCAGAAAUAUUUCAUUUAAUGAUAAAAAAUUUGUUAUAAAGCCGAUCGACAAAAAGGCACCUGAUUUUGUUUUCUAUGCACCUCGUCUGAGAAUCAAUAAGCGGAUUUUGGCCUUAUGUAUGGGAAACCAUGAACUAUACAUGCGAAGAAGGAAGCCUGAUACUAUUGAAGUACAACAGAUGAAGGCCCAGGCUAGGGAGGAGAAGCAUCAGAAGCAGUUGGAAAGGGCACAAUUAGAGAACGAAAAGAAGAAAAGAGAAAUAGCAGAAAAGGAAAAGGAAAGAAUAGAACGUGAAAAGGAAGAGCUAAUGGAACGUCUAAGGCAAAUUGAAGAACAGACAUUGAAAGCCCAGAAAGAACUAGAAGAACAGACUCGAAAAGCUCUAGAACUGGACCAGGAACGAAAACGAGCAAAAGAAGAAGCAGAAAGGCUUGAAAAGGAGCGUCAAGCUGCUGAAGAGGCCAGGGCAGCUAUAGCAAAACAAGCUGCUGACCAGUUGAAGACUCAGGAACAGCUAGCAGCAGAACUUGCUGAAUUCACUGCCAGGAUUGCACUUCUAGAAGAAGCCAAGAAGAAAAAGGAAGAGGAAGCUGCUGAGUGGCAACAUAAAGCUUUUGCAGCCCAGGAAGAUUUGGAAAAGACCAAAGAAGAGUUAAAAACUGUGAUGUCUUCCCCCCCUCCACUUCCACCACCACCAGUAAUUCCUCCAACAGAAAAUGAGCACGAUGAACAUGAUGAGAAUAAUGCUGAGGCUAGUGCUGAAUUAUCAAAUGACGGGGUAAUGAACCACAGAAGUGAGGAAGAACGUGUAACAGAAACACAGAAAAAUGAGCGUGUUAAGAAGCAACUCCAGGCAUUAAGUUCGGAAUUAGCCCAGGCCAGAGAUGAAAGCAAGAAAACACAAAAUGAUGUUCUGCAUGCUGAGAAUGUUAAAGCAGGCCGUGAUAAAUACAAGACUCUGCGACAGAUUCGACAAGGCAACACAAAGCAACGUAUUGAUGAGUUUGAAGCAAUGUGAGAACUGUUAUUUUUGCAUACAUGUUCUUCAUAAGCUGAACCACCAACAGAGAAAAGCAGGCCUUUGCAGAUGUGAUGGAAUGCAUCCCACCUUGCCAAAGCACUUAUACCAGUUUGACUGUCAUGGCUGAAAGACAUAUUUAAGGGGAGCUCUUCAACAUAAAGGCAGUGUGAUAUCAUGCUGGUUUUCUUUUGGGCCAGGGAACGGAGAACAGUGUUCCAUCACCUCCUUUCACAUUUUGCAUUUUCCAUUUUUUUUUCUGUUGAAGAUUAAUACUAAUGAUCAUGUCUGACAAAUGUGUAUGUGUGAUUUAAGCACUUUGUACAUUUUAAAGGAUGAUGGUGACUUGAGUGUUUAGUUUGUUUUCCCUUGCCCCUUCCAUAUUAUACCUGCAUGUAUUUCCACAUUCUCUCUCAUUAUAUUUUCUCAGUGUGCCCUUUCCAUAUCUUGCCAUGCCCAUAGCCAUAAUUCAGCCACCAAACAGAUCAUUGGCAGUGUUCAAGGUGAGGGCAGGUCACACAGGUGGGCAGUCUUUGAUUAUUAUGUAGAAGAAGAUAGAUGUGAAUCAUGAAAAGUAUAAAUCCCAAUUUUAUUACAUUAUUGUAUGUUUGGUAUUUGUUUACUUGAUUACAGUCAUCUUUGACAGUUGAAUUGAUUGGUGUUUCAUCUUCUGUUUUCCUUUACACAGCAGGUAGUAGCUCCUAGGAGACUUUACUGAUGAAACAUUACCUGCAGAUAACAGUUGUCUCUGAAAGAUUUAAAAGGUUUUCUUCUUUCAUAGAUUAAUUUAGACAAGCAGACAUUUAAUAAAAGGAAAUACACAUUUGUUGGUAAUUGAUUAUAACCAUUAAAAAAAACCCUGGACCUUCCUGGAAGGGUGGCACAUACAAACAUCAGUCCCAUGAGGGGACAGUAAUACUACCUCACUACUACACCUGCGAUGACUGGUUGUUCAAACACAAUGGAGUGUGUAAGCUAUAUGUUUUAUAAUACAUAGUGAUGCUUUCAGUCAUGAAGGGAUAUUUUUGAGAUUUCCUUUUCCUUCAGAAUAUCUUAGAGUGCUAAAUUUUUAACUGCCUUUUUGUUGAGUUGAAUUGUGGGACUCUUAUUUGUAUUAAAAUUGUAAGCUCUCACUGGUAUACUAUCUGGAGGGGUGUUGUAUGUCUAAGGAAGGGGUGUGUGUGUGUGUGUGUGUGUGUGUGUGUGUGUGUGUGUGUGUGUAAAAGAGAGAUGUUGCCCUUGUAGUAUAUGAAGAAUGUCUAUACCUUCAUUUCUUGAUAUAAUUGUUACAUAAUCAUUUUAGCAUAUUUGGUUCCUAAAUCAUUGUGCUUAUUGUUUUUUCAGUCUCUAACUAAGAGUACUUAAAUUUGGUUUGUUAAUCCUAUUUUAGAAAUUAUGAUUUUUAGAUUAUAUUAAGUUCAAUUAUAUCUUACAAAGAAAUCUUUCCAGUGUGAAAGAUGUUCUAAUAGUCACAUGUUCUAACAUUUUCUUUAUUGUAAAACAUCUGGAUUUGGAGAUAAGGAAAGCCUUGUUUUCUCUGUGUGGUUCAGCUACUUUCCAUUUGGUAUUAUGCAUUCAAAUUUACAUUUAUCUAUUAAAAUUGCCAUUUUGUUAGGACAUUUUUCAUACACAGUAGGUUCAAGUUGUGUCUGAAAAUAUCCCUUGUGCUUUUUUUGAUUUUGCUGACUUUAAAAGGAUUAAUCUGGGCAGGCAUUAUGAAAAGGAAAGGUGGCAUUUAAUAUAUAUUUGUUGGACUUUGUAGGACAAGAGAUAGCUGGUUAAGCCUUGAAGCGACUGUUGUACGGUGGCUGUGCACAUCCUUCCGAUCCCUGUGGAAGACAAGGUUUCUGUUUGCAGCACAUUAGAGGACUAGACAGUGAACCCUACUAUUCGUGGUUUAAAGCAUGUGUUCACUUUUCCAAAACAUUAAAGCAAUUGCCACAACAGGUGAAAACUUGGACUCCCAUUGGAUUUUUAUUGAUUUUCAUCAUUUUGAACUGUGUGCACUACCAUUGCUACAUCAGUUUGAUAUCAGUGUUGAAAAAUUACCAGUUAUAUUUGCUGUUCAUAAUCUGUUUGUAGAUUAGGAUUAAAAUGGAUUUAAUCCAUUUUUAAAGCUGUGUGAAUUUUUCUAAACAGGAACAACUAUUUGCAAUAUGGGUUUUCAUAGUGAUUAAACCAAUUAUAACUUUUAUUAUUAGCAGUUGAGAGCACAUGUUCAUAUAGCAAUGUAAAAAUAUAUUAAUGAGUAUUUGGUAAAUUCCACCAGGCUUUUACCAUUAGUAUAAUUUUGUGUUGUACAAUUAAGUUACAAUUACAUCUAUAAUUUUGGAUAACAUUCAUUCAUUGGUUAACAAUAAAGUGACAAAAGCUCA
Molecule: messenger RNA, 4190 nt
Organism: Rhinolophus ferrumequinum (greater horseshoe bat)
Lineage: Eukaryota; Metazoa; Chordata; Mammalia; Chiroptera; Rhinolophidae
Gene: RDX
Product: radixin
Exons: 13
Coding region: 64-1815 (583 amino acids)
Biological process (GO): positive regulation of early endosome to late endosome transport; regulation of cell shape; regulation of organelle assembly
Cellular component (GO): adherens junction; filopodium; apical part of cell
Molecular function (GO): actin binding; cell adhesion molecule binding
Source: RefSeq, a predicted model, not a curated record